UAAAUAAAUAACGUUAUGUAUCAAUUGUCCGGUAACAAAAUAUUAGAUUAAAAUUGGCAAAAAGGCUAACAUGCUAACGGUUGUGCCGUUACAAAUGAGCUUCCGGUUGUAUUUUGGACACCUCUGAACCAAAGUAAAACCUCAUAAUCAAUGAUAUUUGACUAGAUAUUUGCGAUUUGAUUACCUUUGUGUUAUUUAAAGGUAAAUGUACUUUUAAUAUUCAAGCUUCGUGCGGGUGUAUUGAUGUCAUUAUUCACAACGUGAACGCCCGCGGACGUCACGCGUGUAGACUCUCCAGUUUAAAAGUCCACAGCGCCCUCUGCUGGCGAAGCGGCGUUACUGACCAAAAGUGGCUGUAUCCAUGGGAACCAGCUGCCACAAACUUAUUUUCUCGGCGAGCAAACAUGAGCAAAGACUCGGGUCGGCACGACAUGGCGCGUCUCCGGGUCGAACUGGAGCAGGAACGAGAAAUAAAAGACAUGUUGGAGGAGUCUGUGCGGGACUUGGGCUGCACCAUGAGGGAGCUGCAAGACCGGCUGCACGGUGUGGACCGGGAAGACAACGAGUGGAAGACCAGAUAUGAAACCCAGACCGAAGUCAACGCGCAGCUGCAGAGGCAAACCUCGCUGGUCCACGAACGACUGGAAGACCUGCGCGGCAAACCCAUGGACCGUCUGGCGUCUAUCCGAUCCUACGACGACAUGCCGACAGAGGCUCUGAGACAGCGCCUCAAGCUGCUGACGGACGAGAAGUCACAACUCCGCAGUCAGCUGAUGGACUAUCGGAUCAGGAUCGAGCAGGAGGGGAAGGCCUUCCAUAGGACCAACGACGAGAGGCGGGCCUACCUGUCUGAAAUUGCCAAGCUGUCCUCCACUGUGGAGGCCCAGAGGAGGCAGUACUCCAUGCCGCCACAGAGGGCGGCAGAGAGCCAACCCAGGGCGAAGCAGUGGAGCAGGAAGUGUGAAGGCGACGCCAAGAGAGGAAAAGGCAAAGAAAGCGAGGGAGGAGGGGGACAUGUGAAAGGAGGGGGAGGCACCAAAGCCCAGCAUGGAAGCAGGUUGCCCACCCUCAAGCAUCACGUGAAACACUAAAAACAAAAACCUGCUGCCCACUUUGCGCUUCCUACAUUUGCAACUUGCUGGCAGUCUUUUCCAAGUAAGAAGUCCUCCCAUGCAUGUUACAUGAGCAACCUCACGCCAACACAACACCAGCUGGUCCUCUCUGGACUCUGUACCUAAUGAAAUGUCCUCCAAGAACACAAUCCAAUCUGAUAGAAAUGUCCAUAAUGUGGAUAAAACACACAAGGACUGAUGUGUCCAGGGGUUCUUCACAUUUUUGACUCGGGCCUAACUUUUCCACUGUCGAGAGCCCUGUUAGUUGCAUUUUUUUUUGUCACCAUGACUAGGGAAGGUUGUCUGGAUCGGGUCAUAUAAGUAAAUGCUGUAUUGAUUAGGGUCAUCGAUCUGAUUUACUCACAUUGUCCAAAAGAGAUUAGUAUUAAUUAUGUCUGCCCUCAGUGAAUAAAAAUGUAUAAUAUCUCAUUA
Molecule: messenger RNA, 1544 nt
Organism: Nerophis lumbriciformis (worm pipefish)
Lineage: Eukaryota; Metazoa; Chordata; Actinopteri; Syngnathiformes; Syngnathidae
Gene: ccdc169
Product: coiled-coil domain containing 169
Source: RefSeq, a predicted model, not a curated record